AUGUUUCGCCAUUGGUUGUUUUUCGCAAGCGUCGUGUACUUGGCCUGCUACUGCAGCGCGAAUUAUUGUAGGGACAACAAUCUUUGUUGUCCUGGCCGGGACAGUGCUUGCGUCGUGCAAAAAGCACACCAGAACGCCAUUAUUGAUGAUCCCCUCGACAAGCCGUGUUACUGUGACCACGCUUGCAUGAAACUUGGCGACUGCUGUCCUGAUUUCAGGGAAACUUGCGGAGUAUUGGAUUGCGUGGUAUCUGGUUGGGGAGAAUGGUCUGAAUGCGACAAUGAAUGUGGUUCGGGCAGCAUGAUGCGAAGUCGUCGUGUGGUGCAGGCCCCGGCUCGCGGUGGAAAACAUUGUCCCACUUUGGUACAAAGAAGAGCUUGUCAAUCCCACCACGGUUGCACUGAAGAGAGUGACAUACCAUUACGCGAGGAAUCAGCGAUGAUUUUACCCGGCUCCCUCUCUAUAAGUCGCCAUUCCGAUGAAAGUGUUGACAUCAGGAAGAACUUGCGUCUACGCAAUCCUGAUGACCCAGAAUCGAAUUCUCAUAGGGAGUACUGCGUACAAUAUGAGGUUACGAAAGUAUCCAAGGCCUGCCACACUGACUCCGAUUAUAAAGCUCUACGAGAGGGUGCUACUGUAUGUGUCAUGUGCGAGACGGCGGCACUGAGACGUGAUCUCAAAUGGCGUUGCGGCGGCCACGGUGUAUCUGGACACGCCACACGUUUUUACGCUCUCGUGGCUCCACAUUGCCACGGAAAAUGGAUCCGCGCUUCAAACAAUGCGGACAAGAACUCCGGCUGCUGUCUUAAACCGGACUUCAUCUUCGUCUAG
This is a messenger RNA of Danaus chrysippus (African queen), 831 nucleotides long. Lineage: Eukaryota; Metazoa; Arthropoda; Insecta; Lepidoptera; Nymphalidae. The record is from the annotation of a GenBank genome assembly.